Messenger RNA from Cryptotermes secundus, 2133 nucleotides. RefSeq names its product mRNA turnover protein 4 homolog (gene RpLP0-like). Gene Ontology annotation, biological process: nuclear-transcribed mRNA catabolic process; ribosomal large subunit assembly; rRNA processing. The record is from RefSeq and is a predicted model, not a curated record. Gene Ontology annotation, cellular component: preribosome, large subunit precursor; nucleolus. NCBI's taxonomy places the organism in Eukaryota, Metazoa, Arthropoda, Insecta, Blattodea, Kalotermitidae. The transcript has 5 exons. Gene Ontology annotation, molecular function: RNA binding. Bases 227 to 979 code for a protein of 250 amino acids.
UCUCUCUUUUCUUUGUAUGAGACCACGGCCGUCAUAGGUUAUUUUUAGUGCUGGACAUUCUGUACAUGAUAGAAUUAUGAUGAACGGAUUAGUUUACCUGAGCCUAGUGAUCCGUGGUCUGGGGAAUGCUGGAUCGUGCUGGCUGUCUUUCGGGUCUUGCAUGUGGUGCGGUGUAUAUGAUUAAAUUAAAACACGAAGAAUAUUGUAAAGCGUUAAAUUAAACUCGAUGCCGAAGUCAAAGCGUGACAAGAAAAUAUCAUUAACAAAAACAAAGAAGAAAGGUCUGGUUUUUAAACAACAGUUAGUUGAUGAAAUUCGAAAAUGCGUAGAAGACUACAGGAGAAUCUUUGUAUUUUCUGUUCAGAACAUGAGGAACUCAAAAUUGAAAGACCUCCGUACUGAAUGGAAACAUAGUAGAUUUUUCUUUGGUAAAAACAAAGUUAUGGCCCUAGGUCUUGGUAAGACAAAGGAAACAGAAGGUCAGAAUAAACUGCAUAAAUUGACAAAGCAUCUGGUUGGUCAGUGUGGUUUACUCUUCACAAAUAAGAAACGUGACGAAGUUCUUGACUGGUUUAAUAACUACAGUGAAAAUGACUUUGCCAGAGCUGGAAAUCUUGCUACGGAAACAGUGACGCUACCACCUGGCCCCCUUCUGCAAUUCCCUCAUUCUAUAGAACCACAUCUUCGUCAGCUCGGAAUGCCCACAAGUCUGCAGAGAGGUGUGGUUACACUGCUUUCAGAAUUUACUGUCUGCAAGGCUGAUAAAGCACUUAAACCAGAGCAGGCCAGGAUACUGAAAUUGCUUGGACAUGAAAUGGCAGAGUUCAAAAUUACAAUGAAAUGUAUGUGGUCAAAGGAUGGGAAGUUUAAGAAGUUUAGAAGCAAACUGAAGAAAACGCCAAAAUCUCAGGGAUCUCAGGAAGUGGUGGUUGAUGUCGAUAUGAAAGACGGAGAUGAAAUUGUAGGCACUAGUGGUUGAGGUUUACAUUGAAAGUGACAGGAAGUGGUGAUGUUACUUGAAUAUCUCAACCCUUCAACGGCACAGGACAUUUAAUUCCUACUCACUCCUUGGGAUAGAGAAUAUUUAAACAUUUAAAACAGCAAAUGCAACAUUUCACUUAAAGUGUAAUAAAUUUUGGAAAAACUGGGUGUUUGUUUUUUAAUUUUCACAAUACAUUCAGAAAUGUGUAUAGAAUUGUUGUAUUGAUAUGCACUGCUUUAAAAUUAUUUUUUGGCACAGUAAGCCUAUAAAAAUUAGGAAUUAUAGUAUCGUAUCAUCUUAGAAAUUCAGCUGGGUGUAUUGUGAAAACAUGCGUCACACCAGUACACAGUUUUUGACACAACAUGUUGUUUCUCUGGUCUUGAGUUCUUUGCUGUUGGUACAAUCUUGGUUAUAAAAGUUAUUUCUCUUAGACAGGGCACUGUUUGUAUGACGAUUGUCAACCCAGCACUUUGUGUUCUACAGCAUUAGCAUUUUUUCAGAGGCCCUCAAUUAACUGAAUCCUGAUUGACAAUUGAUCUGUUCUUUUCUUUGUGUUAUUCCUACAUAUCACAUUCGGAAAUCUUUUUGCCCCUUCUAUUUUUGCAUAUUCGCCCAGUGGACAUUUGUGCUUUUUUCGAUUCUGUCAUUUACCACAUACAUCCAUUUUCACUCUCAAAUUCCGAAUCUGGUAAAACUUUUUUCUAAUUCAGUUUGAAGUAAAUAUAUCCUUCACAGGUUGCCCCUUGACUGCUAAAACCUCACUGCAUGAUGUGUAUUUAUAGAAGAAAGGGGAAUUUCAAUAUCAUUCAUUUUGUGAACUGUUGUCAUAACACACUUCUUAGAGUCAACAUCACGUCUCAAAGUCUUAGAUUCUCCAAUCUAGAAGCAGCACUCGUCAGAAUAUGCCUCAAGAGAAUCGACUUUUCAUUCGAUCAGCAUGCAGGAACGCACACAUUAUCGAUCUAACAUAUUUAGUUCAUUAGAAUUAGAUUUAUAUGGUAAUAAGUGUUGAAGUAGAAAAUUUUUUUCAAAGCUUUCAAAUGUAUUACAACUACCGCAAAAAGUUCAAAGUGGGACAACAAAUAUACGAAAUGAUAACCUGAAAUUUCAUACCAAAAUAAUUACUGUACAUGAAAAACAACAGUUCAAAA